Messenger RNA from Poecilia latipinna (sailfin molly), 2466 nucleotides. It is a transcript of the gene fggy, whose product is annotated as FGGY carbohydrate kinase domain containing. Gene Ontology annotation, molecular function: D-ribulokinase activity. Bases 714 to 2366 code for a protein of 550 amino acids. The record is from RefSeq and is a predicted model, not a curated record. Gene Ontology annotation, cellular component: cytoplasm. The transcript has 17 exons. Gene Ontology annotation, biological process: pentose metabolic process; carbohydrate phosphorylation. Lineage: Eukaryota; Metazoa; Chordata; Actinopteri; Cyprinodontiformes; Poeciliidae.
UAACAUUACCACUGUGCUGCAUUAUUUUCAAUAUCACACUAUCCCAUGGCGAUUGUCUCACAGAGAGUAGUGAUGUACUCUGUAAAAUUAUAUCUGUCAAACAUUUGGCAAAUCUAAGGAAAACUUUGAAAGAACGUCAUGAAACCUGAACAAUCAAUACUCAGAGACAAGUUUAAAGCUAUUACAAGAGGGUAAGCUGAAGCAGAAUUUGAAGAUAUUCGUUUUAAAAACCUGCUGAAAAUAAACCGUAUUUCCGUAUUUCACUGAAUAUUUAGUUUUCAUUCUUCCCAGGCUUCUGAACUGUGUGCUUCCAAAAUGUAAUGGUCGUAGCUUUAUACACAAAGCUCAACAUGUGUUUUGUAGAGCUGAAGUUUUAAUCAGUUCGAAAUUUUGUUAAAGGCGCCCCAAUGAUAUUCAAGGGACCCCGAUAUUUGUAAAAUAUGAUACAUAAGUAAAUAACUUAUUUCUCCAAUGUAAUUUUUUUAGGUAACCUAUCAUUAGAAUUAAAGUGUUUUAUUACCAUGUUAUAGUCUUUCUAAUCCUAACAGCGUGGCUAGGGUCUCCAGAGUUUGUUUUGCUUCGGCAAGAAAAAUGCGACUGUUAUCCUUUUUGGCCGCUUUCGCGUUCCGUCUUAUCCCACCGUCCUGUACAUAUCAAAGUUCAUGUGCGCCCAGGUUGAUUCUUGACCGGAGGAUCCUCAGCGGCAACUCCUCAUGGCGGAAGUCUAUUAUGUUGGGGUUGAUGUGGGUACUGCCAGUGUGAGGGCUGCCCUGGUGACAAGAGAGGGGCUCCUGAAGACCACCGCAGAGGAACCCAUCACCAUCUGGAAGCCCCAGCCGGAGCACUACGUCCAGUCCUCCACAGAGAUAUGGCAGAAAUGCUGCUCAGUGGUCAAGGAAGUGAUCAAAGAGGUGCAAAGCGACCAGGUCCGGGGCGUCGGCUUUGAUGCCACCUGCUCUCUUGUAGUUUUGGAUGAAAGCUUCCAGCCUGUGCCAGUCACUCAGGAUGGCGACCCGCAGAAGAACGUGGUGAUGUGGAUGGACCAUCGCGCUGCGGAGCAGGCGGAUCGGAUAACAAACACCGGACACAGGGUCCUGAACAGGGUGGGAGGGGUCAUGUCGCAGGAGAUGCAACCUCCGAAGCUCCUCUGGCUGAAAGAGAAUCUAAAGGACAGCUGCUGGAACAAAGCCGCUCACUUCUUUGACCUGCCGGACUUCCUGUCUUGGAAAGCUACGGGCUCCACAACGAGGUCUUUAUGUACUCUAGUGUGUAAGUGGACAUACUGUCCUUCCGCUGGCUGGGAUUCCAGCUUUUGGACCAUCGUUGGACUGGAGGAUCUUCUGGAAAAUAAUUUCUCCAAAAUAGGCAGUGAGACGUGUCCUCCAGGAAGUCCUCUGGCAGGAGGCCUGACCCCGCAGGCCGCAGCAGAUCUGGGUCUGAACCCAGGAACAGCAGUCGGCGCUUCACUCAUUGAUGCUCAUGCCGGAGGCUUAGGUGUUGUAGGCGCUGAUGUGCAAGGCUUCGAUUUACCCUGCGAGGGUUGGCCAAUCACGACGCGCAUGGCGAUGAUCUGUGGGACAUCCACUUGUCACAUGGCGAUCAGUGAGCAGCCUAAGAUUGUGCCUGGAGUGUGGGGACCCUACCUGUCCGCCAUGGUGCCAGACCUGUGGCUUAACGAGGGAGGACAGAGUGCCACAGGAAGGCUGGUCGACCACAUUGUGAAGGGCCACGCUGCUUACGCCGAGCUACAGGAACAGGUUAACCAGAGAGUUCCCUUCACAGGCGCCGACGUUUACCCGUAUCUGAACAGCCACUUGGCUCAGAUGGCCGGCUCACCACCUGAUGUGGACCUGCUGGGAUCCAGCAUUCACGUGUGGCCGGAUUUCCACGGCAACAGGUCGCCGCUCGCUGACCCCACUCUGAAGGGAAUGGUGAUUGGUCUGCCUCUUUCCCAAACCGUGGAUGACUUGGCCCGGCUGUAUUUAGCUACGCUGCAGGCUCUCGCUCUCGGGACGCGUCACAUUCUGGAAUCCAUGAAAGAAGCAGGAUAUGACAUCAGAACCCUCUUCCUGUGUGGCGGUUUGAGCAAAAACCUCCUGUUUGUACAGAUCCAGGCUAGCGCUACAGCACUUCCUGUGGUGUUGCCGGAUCAGUCCGAGGCCGUUUUAGUGGGCGCAGCGGUUCUGGGCGCCUGUGCAUCCCAGGACUAUGGGACCAUACAGGAGGCCAUGGAGAAAAUGGCUAAAGUUGGGCGAGUCAUUCAGCCAAACCAGGAGCUCAAGAGUUUCUAUGACAGGAAGUACAAGGUGUUCCUGCAGCUGUUCUCCCACCAGAGGGAGUACCAGGCCCUCAUGAAGCACCGAUGAGACUAGCGAACACACUGGGGAAACUGCAGCAGAUGUCUUAACCUCGCAGCUCUUAUUAAUAUGAAUAAUUUCACUUUUUUUUUUUUUUUUCAUUUCGCCU